Molecule: messenger RNA, 3014 nt
Organism: Paralichthys olivaceus (Japanese flounder)
Lineage: Eukaryota; Metazoa; Chordata; Actinopteri; Pleuronectiformes; Paralichthyidae
Gene: vax1
Product: ventral anterior homeobox 1
Biological process (GO): brain development; central nervous system development; neuron differentiation
Cellular component (GO): nucleus
Molecular function (GO): DNA-binding transcription factor activity, RNA polymerase II-specific; RNA polymerase II cis-regulatory region sequence-specific DNA binding
Source: RefSeq, a predicted model, not a curated record
GUGCACUGUGAAAAGUCUGGGGGGGAGGUAAAAAAUGUCUGGUCGUGUUCUGCGGAUGGAAGAAUGAAGCACCCGGGAACUUUUUUCAGAUCUGGAAGAGUCGUACCCCUGUGAUUGUGAGCAUUCAUGUGGGGUUCAGGGAGGCUUGGUUGCGAGACAAGACCAAUCAUUUGUCCUGAUUCCCUGGGCUGAGAGGAGGCAAACAGAGGGGGACGGGACGAGCAAACCCCUCUAUCAAGACCUGAUCUAUUUCCCCAAACAAUUUAGUGUAUUCAUGAGGUUACGCAAAUGUGGAGGCAGCGAAAUUACCGUAAUCAAUUGAAACAGCAAGUGCGCUUCCAUGGCUCUGAUUAUGUGAAGAUCAUCUAUCAGCCUGAUGUCUAUGUAACGAAGAAAGGGGGGCACUGAAUUACUGUUGAGUUUAACUGAGAAGUCCUUGAUCAUUGGGCAAAGGGAGUUUGGUCAGUGAUAAUAGGGCUCCUUGGUCUGCCGACGGAAGUAUUUCUCCAAACAUUAGAUAGCUGACUCCGUCCUGCUGAAAGGUGCUGUUUUGAAACUAAAACCCACACUGUCCAGACGAUCUGGUGUGCCGUGCUCUCCGUGAUAUCCUUUUUUUUCACUUGACAAAGGAAAAAAAAGGUUAACCGCAGGUCCUGAGGAUAAACUGAGGAUGGAGGUCAGGUACAACCAAGAGACGGACGGGAUGGUGCUGAAGAAUGGACUAAAGGAGGGGAAGGAUGGCAAGGACUCCCAGGGAAGCUUGUCCAAAAGCUUCCUCAAGGAGCAGCAGGACUCCUUUUCCCCCUCUGGGACUCUGGACAACUGCGAGAAGAACAGAGGGAGCACAGGGGACCCAGACUACUGCCGGAGAAUCCUAGUCCGAGAUGCUAAAGGCUCCAUCCGAGAGAUUAUUCUGCCGAAGGGUUUGGAUUUGGACCGGCCCAAAAGAACCCGCACCUCCUUUACUGCAGAGCAGCUCUACCGGUUAGAGAUGGAGUUCCAGAGGUGCCAGUACGUGGUUGGGAGGGAACGGACUGAACUGGCCCGCCAGCUCAAUCUGUCUGAAACUCAGGUGAAGGUCUGGUUCCAGAACCGGCGCACUAAGCAGAAGAAGGACCAAGGGAAGGACUCUGAGCUGCGUUCAGUGGUUUCAGAAACAGCAGCAACCUGCAGCGUCCUAAGACUGCUGGAGCAGGGGCGGCUGCUGACACCUCCGGGCCUGCCAGGCCUUCUACCCCACUGCAGCAGUGGCACUCUGGGCUCUGCCCUGCGCCCUCCCUCCAUGGCCAUGGCCAGUAAUGGCAGCAAUAACAGCAACAGCAGUGGUGGAGGCAGCACUGGCACGGCAGGCGGCAGCCCUCCUCUACCCACUGUCACCAGCUCAGGGACAGUGGCGGGCCUGCAGAGCUCAUCAGCAGCACACAGCCUCUUCAGUUUCCCAAUGCCCUCCUUACUCAGUGGCGUCGCCACCCGCAUUUCCUCCAAUCCCCUGUCAAUGGCUGGAUCGCUGGCUGGAAACCUGCAGGAACUUUCCGCCCGCUACCUGAGCUCUUCUGCUUUUGAGCCUUAUUCGCGGACCAAUGGCAAAGAAUCGAUGGACAAGAAAAUUCUGGAAUGAUGCUUUGUGGAUUCCUGUUUCCUCUGGACAUGUUUUGGUUGUUUCCUUGGCUUUCAUUGUCUGUGUUUGGUUUUGCUCAGUCUCUAUCAUCUGUCUGUGUCAAGUUCUGUAGCAGUUCAUGUAUUCCAUCUAACAAGGACAGGGUGGCAAUGGGGGGAUUUUGCACAAAAUAGUCAUAUGGUACCAAAAAGGUACAGGAAUUUAGAAAGGCACACAUUUGAGGUGAUCAAUGAGGGAUCUUUCAGGUUUCUGAUUAUUAAAUUGCUACAUCUAUUCAUUGGUCAAAAAUAAUAAUUUAGACAGCAUCUGCUUAAUGCCACCAUCACUCCAAAAGGGGAAGUGGCACUUGGUUUACAGCAAGAGAUACAUGAUUGGUGACAGAAAAAGUGUUAAGUGAUGGUACCUUAUUGAAUUUAGUUUCAUUAUUUGAUUGUGUUGGUCAGUUGCAUGUCACUGCAGUGAGUACAUAAAGAGAAAGAGCAGCAGUUUGUGAUAUCCAUUCAGCAAAUCAGAAUGUUUACAAUUUUAAAUGCAGCAUUAUGAGGGAACAAGCGGAGAAUUGGGAAAGUAGUUCCUGUGUUUGAAGGUCACUGCAAGCCCAGUGUCAGCGAGAAACCCAGUGCAUUAGACAUGCAAAUACAAUUUGCUUAUGCAGAUGCCUUGCGAAAAUUGAUUUUACAAAAAAGAUCAUUCGUAGAUCGGUUUGUAUUAAGUUUGGACCAGACCAAAACAUAAUCCAGAAAAGGUGUUGUCAUACACGAUGAUGGUUCAAUUGUUCAGUGUUGUUUUCUCUGUGGUUUGGUGAGGAUUUUUAACAUUUUUCAACAACAAUCUUCACUUUGUGGCAAUUUCUUUGUCAAGCUGCGGUACCUGACAUUGUUUUUCCCUGUCUGUGAUUUUAAUACCACUGGAGGUUCUCAGAGUUUCGGUGUACAGUUUUGAUUCCAUGUGGAAGCUAUUUCCAGGAAUGAGUUGCUGAAAGGGGAAGUCCUAAAAAGGGCUUUUCAGCAUCAGUAGCCUGCUUGCUUUGUUGAACACUACAAGGUUUUUCCUUCAUUGAGGCUAUAGUAACAUUUCCUCUCUGUGUGAAAUUUUCAGAAUUCACAGCUUUCAUAAGAAGAUUAAGGCAGACUGAUGCAUGUGAAGACUGAGUGGAAUUAUUGUAGUAUAAAAAGUACUGAAAAUGAGAAAAGUACCUUAAAAUUGUUAUUUUAUUGUAAAUUAUUCAAUUCUGUAAUUAAUAGAUUAUUAGUAUCUGGAAAAUAAUGAAUGAAUGUAUUUGCAGGGUUGAGGAAUCAAUCAAAAGCUCUUUGGUGCUGUCUUUGUGAAAUAUCUUGAAAUUUGUGAAACGUGUGGUACAAAUGUGCAUAUAUAUUAUGUAUAUGGAUACAGACAA